Lampris incognitus (smalleye Pacific opah) is the source of this 6210-nucleotide messenger RNA. RefSeq names its product membrane-associated guanylate kinase, WW and PDZ domain-containing protein 1-like. The record is from RefSeq and is a predicted model, not a curated record. Gene Ontology annotation, biological process: signal transduction. Gene Ontology annotation, molecular function: protein binding. Gene Ontology annotation, cellular component: cytoplasm. NCBI's taxonomy places the organism in Eukaryota, Metazoa, Chordata, Actinopteri, Lampriformes, Lampridae.
GCUGAAGCCGGGGAAAGCGCGCUUCGGUUCAGGGGAGGUGUAGAAACGCUCCACCUUGGGAGUUAUGUCCGAGCAACCUGAAGUUUUCCGUGUUUGGGGACUUGCCGUGUACUAUGCACGGGCUGUGUUCGAUGCCCUUCCGCGGAACUGACGGGGUUUCGUUUGGAUCCGAGCCGUCACCAUGGCAAAAGUCAUCCAGAAGAAGAACCACUGGGUCACCAAAGUGAACGAGUGCGCUAUUAGGCGAGACGAGCGCGCUGACCUCCUCGGAGUGGAGUUGCGCGGCGGAGCUGAGAAUGGAGAGUUCCCAUACAUUGGACAUCUCAGAGAACACGACGUGGUCUACCAGUAUGGGAAGCUACACGAGGGGGAAUUAUUGUUGGAAAUUGAGGGGUUGUCGGUGUCUGGAUUGCCCCUCUACGACAUCUUGGCCGUGAUUAAGAGUUGCAAGAGUCCCAUCAGGCUGAAAACUGUGCGUCAAGGUCACAAGCUGAACAAGGACCUGAAGCAUUAUCUGAGCCUAAGGUUUCCGAAGUCCUCCCCAGACUAUGAGCUACAGCAGACCAUCCGAACCAAUCUGUAUCACCAUGCCGUGCCUUGUACGACCCGGCCCCCGCGAGACGGAGAGGUCCCCGGGGUGGACUACAACUUCCUGUCCGUGGAAGGCUUCCUAGAGCUCGAGGAGAGUGGCACGCUACUGGAAAUAGGAACAUAUGAAGGUAACUAUUAUGGGACCCCCAAGCCGCCGAGGCAGCCGGUCAUUGGGACAGUGAUUCUUAGUGAUGCUGGCUCUCAGCAGUCCACCCCCAAGCGCACCAAGUCCUACAAUGACAUGCAAAACGCCCGAGUAGUGCCUGCUGACGACGACGAUGACGACCAGGCCAUUGAAAUGAACAACAGUUUUACAGGUAACCCUAGUGACCAGGAUGAGAGCCGCGGCGGCAUCCUCCGGCCGUACCCCGCACGUGACAACGCUCCAUCCUAUGGUCUGAACAAUGCGGCCAUCUCCACUGCAGACAGUGGGCAGCAGACCCUUGCAGAGCCCCAGGUCUCUCCAGAGGACCCCCUGGGACCGCUGCCCGAAAACUGGGAGAUGGCCUACACUGAGAAUGGAGAGCUCUACUUCAUAGACCACAACACAAAGACUACAUCAUGGUUAGAUCCUCGGCUUGGAGACAAAGCCUCCAAACCUCUGGAAGAGUGUGACGAUGAUGAAGAAGGGAUACAUACAGAGGACCUGGAGAGUGACCUAGAACUGCCUCCAGGAUGGGAGAGGAUAGAUGACCCAGUCUAUGGCGUGUAUUAUGUAGAUCAUAUAAACAGGAAGACCCAGUAUGAGAAUCCGGUGGUGGAGGCCAGGCGGAGGAAACAGCUGGAACAGCAGCAGCCGCAGCCUCCUGAAGGUGAGCGGUACAUUCGAGAGUGGAUAGAGGAGCACUCCUCAGCAGGAGUUCCCCUGGCUAAUUAUGCCCCCAACCACCUGGAGACAUACAGGGACCCCCAGGUCCCACCACCCCUACCCCCUGGCCCUGGAGGAGCCAAAAGAGGGAAGCCAUUCUUUACAAGAAAUCCGGCGGAGCUGAAAGGGACCUUCAUCAACACCAAGCUGAAGAAGAGCCGCCGUGGUUUCGGCUUCACUGUCGUCGGCGGUGAUGAGCCAGAUGAGUUUCUACAGAUCAAAAGCUUGGUGCUGGAUGGGCCUGCAGCUGUGGACGGCAAAAUGGAGACAGGUGAUGUGAUUGUCAGCGUGAACGACACCAUUGUGCUGGGCUACACCCACGCCCAGGUGGUGAAGAUCUUCCAGUCCAUCCCAAUUGGCUCUAUGGUAGACCUGGCCCUAUGCCGUGGCUACCCACUGCCCUUUGACCCUGAUGACCCCAACACCAGUCUGGUGACCUCUGUGGCCAUCUUGGACAAGGAACCUAUCAUCGUCAAUGGACAAGAGACCUAUGACUCCCCAUCUAGCCAUGGCAGCCAAACCGGCCCUGUUAAUGGAAUGAGGGAGCCGAGGCCCCACAGCCCCUCAGCUGAGGUGGCGUCGAACGGCUCGCACAGCUACUCCAGCGACGUGGUUACCCUGGCUUCCUCUAUUGCCACCCAGCCAGAGCUGAUCACCGUCCACAUGGAGAAGGGAGACAAAGGCUUCGGCUUCACUAUUGCUGACAGCCUGACAGGGGGAGGACAGAGGGUUAAGCAGAUAGUGGACUACCCACGCUGCCGUGGCCUAAGGGAGGGGGACAUCUUGAUGGAGGUCAACAAGAGAAAUGUCCAGAAUAUGAGCCACAACCAAGUGGUGGACCUGCUCAGCAAGUGUCCCCGAGGCAGUGAGGUCACCAUGCUGGUGCAGAGAGGAGUAGUGCCAGCCAAGCGGAGUCCGAAGCUGGUGCAGCAGUUGGAGAGGAAAGACAGCCAGAGCAGCUCCCAGCACAGCGUGUGCAGCCAUCGCAGCACCCACACCGAUUCUCCCAGCCACCCGCCCCCCACCAUGCCCAGUGAGGCGAUAGCCCCCACCCCUGCCGCCCCAACACAGCCCUUGCCAGGCCUGCCUCCCCAGGACCCCACAGAUGGCACCCUCACCCUGCAGAAGAAGCCAGACCCGUUUAAGAUCUGGGCUCAGUCCAGGAGCAUGUACGAGAGCAGACUGCCGGAUUGCCAGGAACAGGACAUUUUCCUGUGGCGGAAGGAUACAGGCUUUGGUUUUCGCAUCCUGGGAGGAAACGAGCCUGGGGAGCCAAUCUAUAUAGGACAUAUUGUGAAAUAUGGGGCCGCGGAUGAGGAUGGGCGCCUGCGAUCCGGUGAUGAGCUCAUCUGUGUGGACGGCACGGCGGUAGUGGGCAAAUCUCACCAGCUGGUCGUGCAAUUGAUGCAGCAGGCCGCCAAGCAGGGCCACGUCAACCUCACCGUUAGACGCAAGACCGCCGGAUAUGGGGUGUCUAAAGGGGAGGGCGACGUCCCACCGUCUCCAGCUUCCUCCCACCACAGCAGCACCCAGGCGCCUAGCCUAACAGAAGGCAAGCGGACCCCCCAGGGGAGUCAGAACUCUCUCAACACUGUCAGCUCUGGCAGCGGCUCCACCAGCGGCAUAGGAAGCGGUGGCGGGGGCGGCAGUGGGAGUGCGGUGGUGCCUGCCACCCUGCAGCCGUACGACGUGGAGAUCCAACGCGGUGAGAAUGAGGGCUUUGGAUUUGUCAUCGUGUCGUCCGUCUCCCGGCCCGACGCCGGGACCACUUUCGCCGGCAAUGCUUGUGUGGCCAUGCCCCACAAAAUAGGGCGCAUCAUCGAGGGGAGCCCGGCGGACCGCUGCGGGAAGCUGAAGGUCGGCGACCGAAUCCUGGCUGUCAACGGCUGCUCCAUCACCAACAAGUCCCACUCGGACAUCGUCAACCUGAUCAAGGAAGCUGGGAACACCGUCUCGCUCCGGAUCAUCCCGGGUGACGAGUCCUCCAAUGCCUCUUUGCUGACUAACGCCGAGAAGAUAGCUACCAUUACCACCACGCAUACGCCUCAGCAGACCGCUACAGAGUCUCGGAAUAACUCAAAGUCUAAAGGAGCUCCUCCGCCUCCACCCACGCAAGCCCAGCCCACACAGAUUCCUGAGUUUUACUCUGUGGACCUGGAGCGCGACAAUAAAGGCUUCGGUUUCAGUCUGCGAGGCGGACGGGAGUACAACAUGGACCUCUAUGUUUUGAGGUUGGCCGAGGAUGGGGCUGCUGUCAGAAAUGGCAAAAUGAGGGUGGGCGACGAGAUCCUCGAGAUCAACGGUGAGAGCACAAAGAACAUGAAGCACGCACGCGCUAUCGAGCUGAUCAAAAACGGUGGCAGGAGGGCGCGGCUUGUCCUCAAAAGGGGAGACGGAUCUGUACCUGAAUAUGACGGCAGCUAUGACGGGCACCCUCCCACACCCGGGACACAAAACACUCCGAAAGUGAGGACUCUGCCACCCAACAGCCGAUAUCACACCUCAUCGGAGUCCAGUUAUCCACCAGACCUUCACAAACCAUCACGCCAGGAGGAGGGUGUGUGUGGCCGAGACAGGGACAGAAACAGGGACAGGGCUGGGUCAGACCGGAUGGACUACCAGGGCCGGCACUUAAACCCCCACCAUCAUCACACCUGGAACAACAAUCACAGUCAAAGUUCCCCCAGACAACAGUCUCCAGACAACAGCAGCAGUGGCAACAAGAAGGGCCGAGGCCGCAAAGUCAAGAAGUCUGAGUCGGAGAGCGGCAUCUCUAAACUCUUAAAGACUCUGAGGAAGGACAGCUCGGGGAAAAAGGCUGCAGCUGCUGAGAAAGAGAGGGGGCGAGAGCUCUCAGCCAGUAGCUCUACUUUGGACCAGAGGUCUGGUCGACAGCGUCGCGGCUCCCUCGACCGUUCGCCAAACCGAAAGUGCAACUCGUCCCCCGACCGGCGGCGGGCCAAGUCGAUGGACCGCAGGGCGGAGCGAGCGCAUCGUGACCGUACUCCUGAGAGGGAGUGCGACGAUGGGGGGUUCCUCGCGGUCACCCCUGAUCGAAAGUUGUAUGAGCACAGGCUCCAUAAAGACUCACAGAUGCCUGGCCCAAUCAGGGAAGCUGCAACCCCCGAACGCACCAACAAAAACGGGGACUCCUGGUCUCUCUCGAGGGGCCGUACACCUGAUAGAGCCAUGAACAACAGCGUCCUCCUGGGGGACUAUUCCUCGGAGAGUUACAGGAUGAACGGAACACCAGAGAGACGAUACAGAAUGGAGCGUGACUCUUCUCCCGACAGUAACUACAGCCGUGAAGAGCUGAACUAUGCAGCAGCACCAAGGCUAAAGGACUACUAUAGCAUGAUGAAGAACAAUGCUGCUCAAAACAAUGCGGCCCACAACAGCAGUGGUCCCAACAUUGCAGGCCGCAAUAACUCAGGCCGCAGCCUGAACCAGCUCCCAGAGCCCAAGAGAAGGCUGUAUAAAGAGAGCCCCAAAGACCUCAGCAUCUAAAGCAGAGCAGAGAUCCCCCUCGCCACUCUCUCCUCCAUCUUUGGAAAUGAUGUACCAUACACUGGAAAAAUGGAAUUCUGAGGAUAUUAACUCUUGUGAUUUCUUUGACGAUUGUUUUUUGUUGUUGUUUUUUUUUAGUUUUUUUUUUUUUAGUUGGUUGGUUGGUUGGUUGGUUGGUUGAUUGAUGGAUUGAUUGAUUAAUUGGUUGAUUGAUUGAUUGACUGACUUGACUGACUUCAUUUCUUGCGAACCCAGCCAGAGAUUCAUAAAACAGCAGGAGUACAAUCCUUCUCUCACUUCAUACUGGUCGUUUUUGUUAUUGUUAUAGUUAUUUUGAGCUUAACAGGAAUUAUCGUACUGUAGUAAAGGUAUUGUAUGUGCCUGCAUAUGAGAUCAGUGAUGUUGCUUUUUUGCAGGCAUUUCUGAUUCUAAACAUUUGUUCCCUCAGAGGUUUGAAACAUGCUUCCAGCUGUGGUAACUUCUUUUAAACUACUAGGCUUGUUUUAAACAUGUUUUAGAUGUCUUUUUACAUUCUACGAUUGCUAAACUAAAUAAACUAUAGCACAAGACUCUUAACGGUUCACAAGUAUUGUGAACACAAUACUGGAUUUAAGGCAAAAUCUAUUAUAUCUCAAACUAUUUAUUUUGAAUUGGCACAUAUUUUGAGCAAGCUGUAUGACAACGUAAAAGGACCAUGGCAUAUGAUUAAAUAAUGUACCUGGGAAAGUAACUGAAUAUAUUCCCUGUCAAUUUGCUCAAAAACUUUUCUUUUUCUUUUCUUUUUUUUUUUUGAAAGUGUGGCAGCUCAACCUCUUUUGCUCAAAAACCUGAUUAUUCCUGUCUUGUAUCCAGAUAAAGGAGGCACUCUGACAGAAGUGUAGUGAAAACUGGAACGGCUCUUACAGCCUCUCCACUCACGAAGGAGAAGAUGCAGAAAAACACAGGGAUUAUUUCAACUACUCUGGCCUUUCUUCCAAAGUCACUUUGUUCUACAGACAGAGUUGUUGCGGGUACAUUCACAGUGGGAAGAGACAGGGAAGUUAUUUGGGUUUGUUGCUCAUGUGAAUCAGUGAAUGUCAAAUCAGCUGUGCUAGAAUGCCACAUUUAAGCUGCCAUAAGAUAACGUGGUUACAAACUGAUGCAAAAAUAGAUCAAGUGUCUGCUAGGACAUCAAAUGUGUGUAUUAUCUCAGCCCAGGAUUUCAUGUGCAGGCAGAUGAGAUAUAUAUAUAUAACUUUGUUCAA